AUGGCGCAACCCACGACGCCGCCUCCGCGAUCCUCUCGUCCAACUGUUCCGCAACGAAACUGGAACCAGCCCGAUCUCACAAAGGCCCUGCAAGAUCUUCUAAGAGCUGUGCGACAAGACCACUCACGACUUGUCGCCCAUGCAAUUGAGAGCACAACGCCUACAGAGUGGCGCGUGCAUCACGGAGCGAAUCUCUUCGAGGGAAUGGGCCCUGGGCCUGUUCCGCAGAAGCAAGAGGAGACCAUGAGAGUAAAGUUUAAGCAACAUUUAAAAGCCCGCAAGGAUGCGCGCGAGGAGCACCAUGAUAUUAUUUCGAUCCGUACACUAAAGGACCGCGUCCCGCGAUAUCGGUUCCAUCAUGUCGGCAUACGAAAGAACGUCCUCACUCCUAACACGAUGCUGACUUUUGUCCCGCACUUGCGCGAUCUGGAAAGCAGCGAGGAGUCGAAAUAUAAUGUAUGGCUCAAAGAACUCGAGGAAAUCGACACUAAAUCUGGAUUCAAACCAAUGAAUCGAGAGGAAAAGGUCAUACUCACAAUACAAACAGAGCGCGCAGCAACCGUGUCACUAUACCUAGACACCUGGCUAGAGAAGCUCGGCAUGGCUUCCUGUACCAAGUCUGCUUUGGUUGCUUGCAUGACCAGUCAGGAAUCCGAUGAUAAUGUCACGCCUCAAAGAGGGAUUGCUGUGAUGCGAUCCAGUCGUGAAUUGAUUGAUGGCAAUCCGACUGUUGGGGAUUCGAGCAAAGCUGCCGCGUUGUUUACAGCCGCAUUCAGCCGAGCUUUUGAUAACAAAGAUAUGCCACUAGCCAGCAGAAUCCAACUUCGGAGGGUUUUGCUACUCGAGCAGUCCACUGAUGGUCUUUUGGACUCUAAGUCGGUCGCAAGAGAUGCAGGGGAUCCUGAUGACGUCGCCGAAGCAUACGUCGAAAUUGCUGUACCGUCUAUGCCAAGUUUGAGUCACUGGCUCUCCCACCGCUACAAGCAACAAGCCCAGGGCCACCGCGACUCAAAACGCUGCCCUGGCAAAACCUGCCAAGCGAAGCAGAAAGAAAAGCCGUGCAUCUGCGUUCAGCUCAACCGCGAAUGCGAUCCAGACCUAUGUGGCACUUGCGGUGUUUUGGAGAGAACGGAUCCGCUGAACGCUGAUUUUGAGAUGUUGCAUGAAACCGGUUGUCAGAAUUGCGAGCUCCAGCGCGGAUGCGGCAAACAGCUCGUACUGGGACAGAGUCAAUUAGACGGGGUCGGGUAUGGACUGUUUACGGCCGAGAACAUCGCGCAGGACGAUUUCGUCAUUGAAUAUGUCGGUGAGCUCAUUACUCACGACGAAGGUGUUCGCAGAGAAGCUCGCCGCGGCGAUGUCUUUGACCAAGGUUCCAACAUAUCUUACAUUUUCACUUUGCUGGACAAUGAAGGCAUCUGGGUCGAUGCUGCCAUUUACGGGAAUCUCAGUCGGUACAUCAAUCAUGCGUCUGAACACGAUCAAGCCGGCUCAAACAUCACUCCGCGGAUUCUCUAUGUCAACGGCGACUAUCGAAUCAAGUUUACGGCCCUGCGAGACAUUCGAGCUGGGGAAGAAUUGUUCUUUAACUAUGGCGAAAACUUCCCGAACCUCACAAAGAAGCUUCUCAAGAAUAGGACGAGCGAGAAACCGGCAGUUCCGCGGAAACCGGGGCGACCGGCGCAGUCGGCUGCCCGCAAGGACGUUGCACGAAAGGCACCGAGGCCUGAGCAGAAGAAAAUCGGGCGUAAAAAGCCUGCGGUGAGGGGCAGAGUGCAGCGGAUAGUUGUUAAGGACGACGACUAUGACGACGCCGACGACGGAGGAGGAGGUCUGCGGGCGCCGCAUGCCUCGCUACUGACCCGACCAGUGAAACGCAAGCGGGCAUUAGCAGGGAUGGAUUCAGACGAUGACGGCUACCGCGCUCCCCAAUCUAUGGUGCAAAACAAGUGGAUGGACUGUGCGGCAGAGGACGAGGAAGGCGUAGAAGAAGAGGUAACUCCUAAUGGCGGUGCGACAACUAGGCGUAGCCUACGCAACAGAGCCCCCGAAACGCCAACGAAAGCCAAGGCCAAGGUCACGGGAAGACGCGGUGGUGCUCGGCCGGGUAGUGGACGGCCUAGAAAACACCCGCUACGCGUGCCAAAAGCAGUACUCGAGACGACCGAAGCUUCGCGAAGCUUACAGGAAUCGCCAAAGAAGUCCACUUGGAAUGAGGAGAGUUUGAGAAAAUCCCCGCUGCCAGCGUAUCAGAGCCGAACUGAACAAGCCCGGGCGGAGGAGAUUCAAGACAGUGAAGAGUGGUCUACUGGAGGCGAAGAUAAUGCGCUAAGAUCUUAUGGGCUAAAAGCAGAAGGCGCGGCAGUCAGGGAGAGUGAUGGACAAGCGGAAGUGGAAGAAGAAGAGGAAGAGGAAGAAGAAGAGGAAGAAGAAGAAGAAGAGGAAGAAGAAGAAGAAGAAGAAGACCAAGACGUGGUCGUGCGAAGGCGAUUGGUCCGGGCGACAAGAAACAGGCGACCGCCGGCUAAAUUCCGCGGAGACGAUUUUUUUUACUAG
Molecule: messenger RNA, 2556 nt
Organism: Cordyceps fumosorosea ARSEF 2679
Lineage: Eukaryota; Fungi; Ascomycota; Sordariomycetes; Hypocreales; Cordycipitaceae
Product: SET domain containing protein
Exons: 4
Coding region: 1-2556 (851 amino acids)
Biological process (GO): chromatin remodeling
Molecular function (GO): histone methyltransferase activity; protein binding
Source: RefSeq, a predicted model, not a curated record